CUCCUUUCCCUGUGCGUCCAAUGAACUCCUUUCUUUUGCACUGUGCUUAUUCAGUGUAUUUCUUUAAAAGUUUCAGCUGGUGCUUAUACUCGUAUGCCCUUAUUUGUUUGCACGACUAAUGUUAAUGCGCUUAAAAAAGGUUAAGUUACAACAACGCAAGUUAGCUGGUGGGACUCGGUCUGCUAAACAUUUUGGCUACACAUUUUUUGUAUUUUUUUUUUUUUUUUAAAUAAUAAGAAAGUGGACUGCGGCUUCCGCAUUGAGCGACUGCAUAGGUUUGGAAAGUGGAAAAAAAGUUGAAACGUAACUAACAGUGUCAGACAGUAUCCUGUUGGGAGCAGAAUAACUUGUGCGAGCACGGCGUUCCCACGUUUUAGCUUUAAAAAGUUCCAUCACUGGAAUAUACAAAUAAAAAACAAUUAUAAAAACAACAACACCACCUGUUCCACACAACACUAGACGGAAUACAGUUUUUGCUCUUUUAUAUUGUACUGUUGGUUUGGAUAUCCCGUGAUUUAUGGAUAUGAAGAAACUAGACGGGACUAAUGUAAAGGUAUUUGCUAGUUCUGUUGUGUUUUUCAAAUAGAAAAAAAAAAGUUACGGUACGACACAAUUCAUACAUAAAUCAUUAUCUGCGUAAUUUUAAUUUACGUUUGUUUUGUUUUUUUCUAGUUUAUUAUUAGGCAUUUAUUUUAAAGAUUAAUGAGAAAAUUGACGUGAUUAAAUUAGCAAGGCUGUAUCUGAGUUCUCCUGGUAUCAGACCGAGGCGACUGUGAAACUAAUUUGCCUACAUUAAAGACUUAAGCGAAAUAAUAUUAACAGCGUAUUGAACUUGUACACAGCCUAAAAGAAAAGAAAAAAGCUACGAUGGAUAAAUACGACGAUCUAGGGCUGGAGGCUAGUAAAUUUAUUGAGGAUCUCAAUAUGUAUGAGGCAUCCAGAGAUGGACUGUUCAGAACAAGAAGAGACGCGGGCAACAAUCCGGACUUUGAAGAAACCAGAAAAGUUUUUGCCUCUAAAAUGACAAAAAUCCAUUUGAAAAAACACCAAGAGGAAAUUGCAAACAAUAAUCUAGCCGCAGCCACUGCGGCAUCUGGGAGGGUUAACGGAGGGGUUGUCGGUUGUCACAAGAUGAAUCUGCUGCAGAACAGAGCUUCGGACAACGCGGUGUUAUACACCAACAGGCCACCUAUCAACAGUAACAACAGACGGGCUGGUGAAGCCGCAGCCAAACCGCCGAUAUUGUCGGGACCCAUGUCUGGCAAUGUCAACACAAACCAGCACCUUUAUGAAAUGCAGAAACUGAACAGAUACCCACAAGAAGAGCUCUCAGCCAGCAGGUGUCCCAUCAGUGGAAACAAUUAUGAGAGCCAGACGGUUGGGGAGCAUCCUUUGAAGCAACAAACAGGCCCAGGGUGCAGCAGGGCUGGGUCACACAAUCGGUUUCCCAGCCAGGAUGACCAAGAAGCUACAAGCCCCAUCUUUACUGACCCGAAUCCACAAUACCAACAGCAGCAACACAGAACCUUGGAGCAGAAGCCAGUAGGUCAGAGGUCUGCCUCAUUUUCCAAUACUCUGCCCCCAUUGUUGCCUUUGUCCACUGCACCAUCUUUCAACCAAACACAGACAGGGCUGCCUCACCAACGAUCUUUCUCUACCCCUUCCUCCACUGCAUCUUUCCAGAGCUGUCCUAUCCAAAAGGCCACAGCUCCAGAUGUGAGAAAUGCAGGCAGCAGUCCAGAAACUGAGCCUCUAGGCCCAGACAGUCCUGUUAAACCUAACACUGACUGCAACUACCACUAUUACCAGCAGCAACAACAGCAGGAACCACAGCAUCCCAGCCAGCAACCUUCCAGUCAUGAAGUAGUGUAUUCUGCUCUAGGUGACACCAGACCUGAAGGUGAGCUUUAUGAUUUCAUACAACAUGGUCAGCAGCCCGAGAGUCCAAGAUCUCGCUGUCUGCCGUAUCCAGUGGGCCCGAACUGGCAGGAUUUCUCCAGCAACCUCUCGGUGCACGCCGAACAAGUUCCAUUUGACACCAAUGACAAUGGAGGUGGCUUUAGCAAUGCAAGCAGCCAGCCACUUUUCCCGCAGUCCAGCUCCAGAAGCUAUACCGAGGGUCAUCCUCCAAGCAGCCAGCUGGCCGCUGCUGUCCCGGUCAGCUCGACUUUUGACAGUCCUCCUCCUCCGUUGCCAACAAGCAAUUCUCAGCGGGGAUCUUCCUGUGACAUCUCCACUCAGGAAACCUCCACCCCACCCAGGGUGAUCAAACUGCCCUGCCAGACUCUUCUUGUACAGCCGGAUGAGGGGCUGUCUGCUGCCGAAAUAAAAUUAGAAGCUAUUACUAAGCGCCUGGAACAAGAGAUGGAAGCGAAAGUGGAUUACUUUGGGACCUGUGUGAAGUGUAACAAAGGCGUCUAUGGAGCGAGGCAGGCAUGUCAAGCCAUGGGGAACCUGUACCACAACGUUUGCUUCACCUGCAGUGCCUGCAACAGGCGACUCCGGGGCAAAGCUUUCUAUUAUGUGUGUGGGAAGGUGUACUGUGAGGAGGACUUCCUGUACUCUGGUUUCCAGCAGUCAGCAGACAAGUGUAAUGUUUGUGGGCACUUGAUAAUGGACAUGAUCCUUCAGGCCCUGGGGAAAUCCUAUCACCCGGGCUGUUUCCGCUGUGUGAUCUGUAACGAGGGGCUGGAUGGUGUGCCUUUCACCGUGGACACUGAAAACAAGAUAUACUGUGUCCGAGAUUACCACAAAUCAAGAGUCCUUGCACCAAAAUGUGCAGCCUGUGGCCAGCCAAUCCUGCCCUCUGAGGGCUCUGACGAAACUAUCCGUGUCGUGUCCAUGGAUAGAAACUAUCACGUGGAGUGUUACCACUGUGAGGACUGUAAGAUGGAACUGAAUGAUGAGGAAGGACACCGCUGCUUCCCUCUGGAUGGGCACCUGCUUUGCCACUCCUGUCACCUCAAGCACAUCGACAACGGGACCUCGACGCUGCCUUCCUCAGUCUACCAGCAUCAGUUCUAGAAGUCGCAUCUCCAGCCAGACUCUAGCCAUUGGAUUCAGGUCUCACUAAACCAGGAUGCUUUUCUACAUACCUCAAGACUGCACCCCUUUUCCUGAGCUUGAAUUGUCUAGUCUGCCCUGAAUGUAGUACAUAGACUGGAGGGUUGAGAAAGGGGUGCGCUUGCUAAGAUAGUUAACCCUUUUACACUAUGUUGAAUGGAAUAAAAACAUCAGAUUGUUGCUAAAGGUUGGAUAACAAGUAAGAUGUAAAUGAAUUUCUUUGAAUGAGUGCAUUAGGUCUCAACAGUAAAUGAUCAAAUGGUUUAUUGACACAGCUUAAAUAAGUUUUGUGUUCCUUUUAAAAUGUACAGUUCACCAUAGAGGUUUAAGAAACAGUAGCAAAUUUGGUGAAACAGCCUUGCUGCUGAAUUACAUAAAAUGAGAAGAUUAACAUGAUUAAGGUCAGUUGCGCUGCAGUGGUUUAUAAUAAUAAUUAUUGAUGUUUUCCUCAUAAGGGAACCGGCUUGAUCUUUGUAUUCAUUAUUCUAGACCUAAAAAGGCAUUGUUCUGGAUCCCAGCAAUACACGGGGCCCACCAUCACUGUGAGCUUGCACUGCUGUGGAAGCAAAUGGCUGUCUCUGGCUUCCAUGGUGAUUUUCUCCAACCAAGACAGACAACUGCCUUUAGGAUAUGCAGCAGUUCGUAUUUGUCUAAAAUUUUUUUGGACAAAAGUUCAGUUUCAAAAGUGUCACCUAUUAGAUUAAUCUGUCAGUUAAUUCACAACAAAGUGACAGAUUACUGUAAAACAGAAUUUUUUUGCGGCAACUUAAUUUCGCUAAUGGCCUUCAAGGUCAAUUUUUGCUGCCUUAAAUGUUUGCGCUUCUUUUUUUCUUUUAAUGUACGGAAGAUGUAUGAGUAAUAUAUUUCACGGCACAUUUUAAUUUUGAGGAAUAUUUUUAAUAAACACGAAAUUAGCAAACAUUUUUCUCGUGAAAUGUUCUUGUUUUACAGUACUUUGAUUUGGUGGUUACACCACUAAGUGUUUUGAGUGCACAACACCAACAAAAAACCCAAGAGUAAGCAUGAGUGUGACCAUGAACUGAAGGAGUAUAGAGACGUCUCCUCUGGUACUGCAGUUUAACUUCUCCCAAGGGAUACCUGGUUGGUGUAGGAAAUGACAAACUGUUGACUUUCACUGUCGGGAGACUGAACCAAAUCAAAUAUCAGAGGACUUUAUAUUAUUUUGUUUCCUUUUUAUUUGUAAAGAAACUUAAUAAAAUAUAUUAUUCUUCAAAUGCAUAUUUUUACACAAAACUUUAGUACAGUGUAUUAGUUAGUCAUGCUGAGUGUGAGUACAUUGCUGGUUUAAGUAGAUAAGAUGAUAAACAUGCAUAAGCUUGGGCUUGAUUAUUGGUUAUUAGCUAGAGCUCAUUAAUAUAUUAAUCCUAGUUGUCAUGCAAAGAUGUUAAAUUACAAAAAGGCUUGAGUUUCCACAGCCCCCAUUUUGAGUAAAAAUAUAUAUAUUUUUUUUGUUAUAAUUAUUUGUAUCUUAUUACAAUUUCAGAAAAAUAGUAGGCUAUUUUUAAAAGCCGACCCUAUCCCCUCUCAGUUGUUGUAUGAAUGAGAAUGAAUAGUUCUGAGAACAAACAGUAGUGUUGUUUUAUUCCAUACUUCCAUGAUUUGGCCUAAGCUGCCUUAUUUUCCUACUUUUUUUUGUUUCAAAAUAAUAUUCUCAAUUUGUGUGACUUUGUAGGAACAGAUGAAAGUUAUAUAUUUUGGGAAAAAUACAAUUAGUGAUUUUUGUGAAUCCCAACAGUGGCAUUUAAAGAUGCAUUACACAAGGGUGCUGGCAUUUACUAAUAUAACGGCAUUUUGUGUGAUCUAGCCUGAGUAAUAUAGAUCGAUGACAGGCAAUGUGAACAGAAGAGCAGCCCCUGAACUCAGUCUUAGAGUUCUCAGAAGCAACACACUAUUGCAGUAAUUGCAAUACGAAAGUAAAACAAGUAAAAAGAUUCAUUUUGAAGCUUCUUUCUUUCUCAAUGUUUAACAUUGAAAUGUAACCAAUGACUAAAUCAUGAGAGAAUGUUAAUCGUGUGCUAUAGCGAUUUAACAAUGAUCUAUGUUUCUUCAAUAUCUCUGCAUUAUCAGUUACAAUAUACAGGCUAACAGUAAAGCCAGGUGUUUGUGAUACAAGAGAGCAAACAUUCCUUCUAAUAUUACAGUAUGAGGUAUGCAAAGAUGUUAUCUAAAAAUAAACUAUUUAAUUGUAACAGCUAUCAAAGCCUAAUCAUUUUGAAAUGUGUAUUUUGAAGUUUUUGUUUCAGAACAAGUGGAACUACAUCAAAUGUUCUAUUAGUUUGAUUGUUUUCCAUUAUUGUGCGCUACUUUAUUAUAAAAGGUUUUGUUGACAAUUGUAAUGAAAUAAACAAAACAAUCGUA
Messenger RNA from Polyodon spathula (Mississippi paddlefish), 5442 nucleotides. Its product is annotated as LIM domain-containing protein 1-like. Gene Ontology annotation, molecular function: transcription corepressor activity. Gene Ontology annotation, cellular component: transcription regulator complex; adherens junction; P-body. The transcript has 9 exons. The record is from RefSeq and is a predicted model, not a curated record. Lineage: Eukaryota; Metazoa; Chordata; Actinopteri; Acipenseriformes; Polyodontidae. Gene Ontology annotation, biological process: positive regulation of miRNA-mediated gene silencing; regulation of DNA-templated transcription; negative regulation of hippo signaling. Bases 868 to 3024 code for a protein of 718 amino acids.